CCCAAGAAUGGGCAAGAUUACUCCAGAAAGUAUUCGUCAGAUUUCCAAAGGUUGUCUGACUGACAAUGCCAACCUUAAUGAUAUUUUGAGUUUACUAAAGUAUUGCAAAAGUCCAAGUCCAGACAUUGCACAUGCAGCAAUUACAUCCCUUCAGUUUGUUUUUUCUAAACUGAUUGCUUCUGGAAUGCUGGAAAAGCGCCAAUCUGACGGAAAAUCUAGUACUGAGCUUGCUACAUGGCUUCGCGAAAAUCGUGCUCAAUAUUUCGAGGUAUUACGAGAAACCAUGUCACACACGGAACCCAGAUUGCAGCUUGUUUCGUUUGAAAAGCAUAUUCAGCUACUUAAAAAUAUUGCUGAGCAUCACAAUGAAUUUCAGAGCAACCUAUUUCUUCCCCUUGUUGAAGUACUAUUGUGUCAAGAAUCCAUAUCAGGGCCACUAUUGGCAAAGGUUGUGCACACUCUCAACAAACAUGAUGAUCUUCGCUUCUUUUUUUUCCGUAGUGCUUCCAAGGUCUUGACUGAUCAGUAUUCGGGGAAAAAAACAGAAUCCACUCCUCUUAUAAACAUUCAAAACGCAUAUACAAUUAUCAGCAAAUUAUCUCCAGCACCAGAUUCUUUUGACUCAAUGAAACUGCUUUGUGAAUAUAAUUUGGCUGAAGGCAAGGAUGAAAAUCCCAACCCGUUUACGCAACCCACCAUUUAUUGUCGCGCCUUUAGUAAUUGCUGGCUUGCAUUCAUGCGACAUUCACUACCUAGAGAGAUUUACAAAAGUUGCCUAGAGUCCCUUCAUCAAAAAAUCAUUCCAUACCUUUCCAAGCCUGUACUUUUGAUGGAUUUCUUAGUUGAUGCUUACAACACGGAUGGAAUUAUUCGCUUACUGGCUCUUAAUGGCAUUUUUACGCUGAUUACUGAGCACAACUUGGACUAUCCUGACUUUUAUGCCAAGCUAUAUGCCUUGUUUGACUCCAAUCUGCUACAUUACAAAUACCGUGCUCGUUUUUUCAGAUUGGCUGAUAUUUUUCUUUCUUCCUCAUACCUUCCAUCAUAUCUGGUUGCAGCAUUUGUCAAACGUAUGGGACGCUUGUGCUUGACAGCUCCGCCUGCAGGAAUCAUUAUGAUCCUUCCUUUUAUUUUUAAUCUAAUGAAAAGACAUCCAUCUUCGAUUCAACUCAUUCAUACGCGACAAGAGAAUUUGGAGCAAAUGUCUGAUCCGUUUGAUUUUACUGAAAUGGAUCCUAGCAAAUGCAAUGCUCAAGAAAGCUAUCUUUGGGAAAUCCAGGCAUUACAGAUGCAUGCUGUUCCUACUGUAUCUGGUUUAGCUCGUGUGUUUCAAGAUUCACUAGCCAAGCCUUUGUAUGAUCUCGAGGAUUUCAUGGAUUAUACAUACAAAUCGAUGGUUGAUUCCGAAGUGAAUCUCAAGAAACGCAAGUUUCUUGAAGAGGAACCUCCAGCAGUCAGUAUUAAAGUGAAUCAAGAGUGGCUCAAUGGCACUCUUUGGGUAGAAGCUUGAAUUAAACAUGUGUUUGCACUGGUUGCAUUGAUAUGCA
Molecule: messenger RNA, 1547 nt
Organism: Batrachochytrium dendrobatidis JAM81
Lineage: Eukaryota; Fungi; Chytridiomycota; Chytridiomycetes; Rhizophydiales
Product: ribosome biosynthesis protein NOC4
Exons: 10
Coding region: 8-1510 (500 amino acids)
Biological process (GO): ribosome biogenesis
Cellular component (GO): nucleolus; small-subunit processome; Noc4p-Nop14p complex
Source: RefSeq, a predicted model, not a curated record